AUGCCUUGUUUCUUUGCAUUGGAGACGAUAGCAUCAACAACAACGGAAGCUGAAGCUCUUCUCAAAUGGAAGAGCGGCCUGUCCUCUUCAUCACUCAAAUCAUGGUCACUAUCCAACCUAACAAACCUUUGUAAUUGGAGGGGCAUUGUCUGCAAUGCUGAUGGAGCUGUCUCUGAGAUCAAUCUUUCUGAUGCUGAUCUUUCUGGUACUCUUCACCACCUCAAUUUUACUUCUUUUCCCAGCCUCAAAAUUCUUCAACUGUCACAAAAUCAAUUUCAAGGUGAAAUCCCAUAUUCUAUAGGCGAACUCAAAGAUCUUCAAUUCUUGGAUAUUAGCCAAAAUCUCUUGAAUUCAACUAUUCCUUCAUCACUGUCAUCUUUGACCAAAUUGUCUACUCUGGACUUAUCAUCUAAUUUUAUUUUUGGUAAUAUUUCACCACAUCUCAUCUCCAAUUGGACCAAGCUUACACAUUUGGGGCUUGCAGACAAUUCCUUCAAUGGCAGUAUUCCACCUGAAAUUGGUUUGCUCACAAAUCUUGAAUACCUUUCCUUGUCCAGAAAUAAGUUUCAUUGCACCAUUCCACCGCAGAUAGGAAACUUGCAAAAUUUGACUCAAUUAGAGCUGGAUGCAAACAAUCUCUAUGGUUUGAUACCUCAAACAAUUGGAAACCUUACCAGCCUCCAAUACGUCCUUCUGCUUUCCGGAAACAAUUUGUCAGGAAAACUUCCACCCCAAAUAGGAAACUUGCAGAAUUUGAAUGUGCUAGACUUAUCAGACAACCACUUCUAUGGUCCAAUACCUCAUACAAUCGGAAACCUCACAAGCCUCAUUAGUCUUUCCCUUUACAACAACAAUUUCAUUGGAAUACUUCCACCAGAGAUAGGGAAUAUGCAAAAUUUGUUUGAGUUGUACUUGUUUGAAAACAACCUCUUUGGUCUAAUACCUGAAACAAUUGGAAACUUGCAUCGUUUGGGUAAUCUAGACUUCCAAAACAACAGCUUCUUAGGUCCAAUACCACAAUCAAUCGGAAACCUCACUGGCCUUGCUGAUCUAGAGCUUUCCAAUAAUAAUCUCACUGGGAUGUUGCCACCUCAAAUAAGAAACUUGGAAAGUUUGGAACAUCUAGAAUUGUUAGAAAACAACAUCUAUGGAACACUUCCACCUCAAAUAGGAAACUUAUCGAAUUUGAUUGUUCUAGACUUGUCAAGAAACAACUUUUCUGGUCCAAUACCUCAAACAAUUGGAAACCUCACACAACUUAAAUCCCUACGCCUUUCCACAAACAAUUUCAUUGGUACACUUAUGUUUGAUAGUGGAAAUCCAACAUCAAAUCCUGUCUCUUCAACCCUUUGCAAUUUACGUUCUCUCGUAAUUUUGGAUUUAGCAAACAAUUCGUUAACUGGGCCAAUACCUCAAUGUUUGGUAAGAAAAGAUCUGUCUGUGUUAGAUUUGCACCAGAAUCAAUUUCAUGGGCCAAUCCCAACACAAUUUAAGGUUUGCAACUCCUUGAGCAGACUUAGUUUGUAUGGUAACCAAUUAGAGGGUGCAGUGCCACGAUCUUUAAUCAAUUGUAAAGAGUUAGAAGUUCUUGAUUUUGGACACAACAAUUUGUGUGGUACAUUUCCAAUGUGGUUAAGAGUUCUUCCAAAUCUAAAGGUUCUUAGCUUGAGAUUUAAUCGGCUGAAUGGUUCCAUCCGAAAUAGGAGGAUUAAAGGGCAUUUGUUUCCUCAACUUCGUGUCUUUGACCUCUCUCAUAAUGGAUUCACAGGGGAGUUACCCACAUGGUUUUUCAAGAAUUUUAAAGCCAUGACAAAUGUUACUGAAGAUAAAUCACAAAUGUACCUUGGUUUGGACAAUACCGGUAGAGACAUUUUAUCUCCCUUUUACUAUGAAGAUUCAUUGAUUGUGACUAUGAAGGGGCAAGAACGUGAACUUGUAAGAGUAUUUGGCAUGUUUAUUACCAUUGAUCUCUCAAGCAACAAAUUUGAAGGGCAUAUUCCAAAUAGCAUUGGAGAUCUUCUUGCAUUACGUGAAUUAAAUUUAUCACGUAACAAGUUCACUGGGCACAUUCCAGCGUCUCUCGGAAAUUUAACCAUGUUGGAAUCUUUAGACCUUUCUUUGAACCAAAUUGGUGGAGUUAUCCCUGAGCAAUUGGCAAGAAGUACAACUCUGGAAGUGUUGAAUCUCUCACAUAAUAAGCUUGUGGGAUGCAUACCUCAAGGCCCACAAUUCAAUACAUUUGAAGCAAAUUCAUUCCAAGGAAAUGAUGGAUUGAAAGGCAAACCUUUGUCACAAGGUUGCGGGAAUGGCAUGAUACUGCAACUUCCAGCACCAAAGGAGCUCCACCAAGAAUAUGAUUCGAGUUUUUUGAGCGGAUGCACCGUAAAAGUUGUGGCAAUGGGGUACGGUUGUGGUAUUCUUUUUGAAUUAUUCAUGGGAAAUCUCAUGCUCUUAACUGGAAAGCCAGAAUUCAUUGCGAAGUUUGUUGAGGAAGAAGCAUACAAACUAGCAAUGAAGAUCAAAAGAAGAAGAUCAAAAACAAGAAGGAGAAGAAACUAG
Molecule: messenger RNA, 2559 nt
Organism: Ipomoea triloba (trilobed morning glory)
Lineage: Eukaryota; Viridiplantae; Streptophyta; Magnoliopsida; Solanales; Convolvulaceae
Product: receptor-like protein 52
Exons: 1
Coding region: 1-2559 (852 amino acids)
Molecular function (GO): protein binding
Source: RefSeq, a predicted model, not a curated record